AUGGAUGUAUUUGUUUCCAAGCUCUUUGCAUACUUACACUUCGGGCUCCACAUCAUCAUGCACAUCUGUAUCAACUCCAGUCAUCCCCACCCUCAGCCCUGUCACAUCCUGGCUCAAAUCGGGCACACGGUGCGCCUGGGUGCGCUUAUGCCAACCCGGCAGCCAGCAAGGGUCCAGGGAUUCCUGAAUCGCGCCCUCAGCAGCCUCUCUCAAACUCGGGGCAACAAUCUCCUGCCUUACAACCUGAGUCUGGAGCUGGUGUACGGAGAGCCGCUGGACGGAGACCCAGAGUCCCUGUUCAGGUGUGUCUGUCAAGCGAUCGCGGUGCGGGGGGUCUCCGCAGUGUUGGCCUUCCCCCAGACUCCAGAGGAGCUCAUUCAAGUGGAAUUUAUGUCUUCGUUUCUUGAAAUCCCGUUUAUAAGUAUCCUGGAGCACGGGGAGCCACUGGACACCGGGAGUCCCUUCCACCUGCAAAUGUUGACCCGCAGCCCCUGGUCCUCUCUGGCAGAGCUCUUACUGAGUGUGCUGCAGGCUGCUGGCUGGAGGGAAGGCACGGCCCUGCUGUGUGGAGGCUGGGAGGAGGCCCCAGUGCUGGACUGGCUGAGCCGUCACCCUUUGUCCUGGCAGCUGGAAGCGGUACUGGACCUGACCCAGAUGGCAGAUGAGCAAGGGGGAAUAUUCCACUUCCUGUCCAAGCACUUGAAGACUCUGCCCUCUUCCUCCUCCGUCCUGCUGUUCGGCGCAGAUCCCCAGUGCAUCUCAGCAGUGCUCUACUCUGCCCAGAAGCUAGGCCUCACCCUCCCUGCAGUGCACUGGCUGCUGGGCCAGCCUCUCACCCCUGAGGUGCUCCACACUCUUGGCCUGCCCUUCGGCUUGCUCGCCUAUGGGGAAGUGAACCAGAAACCUCUGGACUUCUACAUUCAGGACGCCGUAGAGCUGGUGACCAGGGCUGUGUCCGCGGCUGUAGCAGUGCGGCCGGACCAGGCCCUUAUCCAGAGCAUGGUCAACUGCUAUGACAAGAGGAGCCAAGAGAGGACGCCAUCUUCUGGGCAAUACCUGGCCAGGUUCCUGGCUCACACCUCAUUCACCGGACAGACAGGCCCUGUAGCCGUAGGGAACUCCUCCCAGGUGCUGACCUCCCCUCUCUUCCACAUCUGGAGCCUGCAGAGGGACCCGCUGGGCCAGCCGACCUGGGUGACGGUGGGCAACUGGAAGAGAGGACGGCUGGUGGUGGAGGAGCAGGGCUUCUGGCAGGACAGGGGUUUACACAAGAAGUCAGGAAUGGGAGGGGGGCCAGGGAGCCGGGGGGUGAGGGGAGACGGGACCUGGGGUAGCUCUCGAACCCGGCUGCGUGUGGUCACUUUGGUGGAGCAUCCUUUCGUCUUCACCAGGGAUGUGGAUGAAGAUGGGAGCUGCCCAGCUGGUGAGUUCUGCCUUGACCCUCGGACCAAUGACUCGGAAACCAUAGACAGGUACUUCCGACAUCUUUCCCAGGAAAGUAACGCAUCGAUUCCAUACGAUUUCCGCAAGUGUUGCUAUGGCUACUGCAUUGACUUACUGGAAAAGCUGGCGGAGGACUUAAGAUUUGAUUUCGACCUUUACAUAGUUGGUGAUGGGAAAUACGGAGCCUGGAAGAACGGUCGCUGGACCGGGCUGGUGGGGGAUCUUAUGAGUGGUGCUGCAGACAUGGCGGUCACAAGUUUCAGUAUCAAUUCAGCCCGGAGCAAAGUCAUGGACUUCACCAGCCCAUUCUUCUCAACUAGUUUGGGCAUCCUGGUUCGGAGCAAGGAUACUGCCGCUCCCAUUGGUGCCUUCAUGUGGCCCCUGCAUUGGUCAAUGUGGGUGGGCAUCUUCGUGGCUCUCCACCUGACCGCCCUCUUCCUCACCUUGUAUGAGUGGAAGAGCCCCUACGGGAUGACCCCACAUGGACGGAACCGCAAGAAGGUGUUCUCCUACUCCUCAGCCCUCAAUCUCUGCUACGCCAUCCUGUUCGGACGCACAGUCUCCAGCAAGACUCCCAAGUGCUGGACCGGCCGCUUCCUCAUGAACCUGUGGGCCAUCUUCUGCCUGCUGGUGCUCUCCAGCUACACGGCCAACCUGGCUGCUGUCAUGGUGGGAGAGAAGACCUUCGAGGAGCUCUCAGGAAUCCAUGACGCCAAGCUGCACCACCCCUCCCAUGGUUUCCGCUUUGGUACGGUCCGGGAGAGCAGUGCAGAGGACUACAUGAAGAAGAGCUUCCCCGAGAUGCAUGAGUACAUGAGACGCUUCAAUGAGCCCACCACCCCAGACGGUGUCGCCAACCUCAAGACAGAUCCACCUCAGCUGGACGCCUUUAUCAUGGACAAGGCUCUACUGGACUAUGAAGUAUCCAUCGACACAGACUGCAAGCUGCUCACUGUAGGGAAGCCCUUUGCCAUCGAAGGCUAUGGGAUUGGCCUCCCCCAGAACUCUCUCUUCACCUCCAAUGUGUCAGAGUUCAUCAGCCGCUACAAGUCAGACGGCUUCAUGGACAUGCUGCACGACAAGUGGUACAAAGUGGUGCCCUGUGGGAAGAGGGUGUUCGCUGUCACUGAGACCCUGCAGAUGGGGAUCAAUCACUUCUCAGGCCUCUUCGUGCUGCUCAGUGUGGGGGUCAGCGGGGCUCUCCUCACCCUGGCUGGAGAGCACGCCUUCUACCGGCUCAUCCUGCCUCAUAUCCGCAAGAGGGACAAAUUCAAGUACUGGCUCCACACCAGCCAGAAAAUCCACCGCGCUUUGAACAUGAGUUUUGAGGAUGUCAAGAACCAAAACCAGUCAAAAACAGAGAAAAGUUGCAACCUUCAGAGGGUCCAGCCCCCACCUCCCCCAGCCAUGUGGAACAACAAGAGAAAUAAGAAUGCGCAGGAGAGCAGGGACAACAAGCGGGUACACUUCAACCUGGAGACCCUCAACAGCGGCCGGCUCCUGGCUCAGGUGGUGGCGGCGGGCAGGGAGGGGGCUGUGGCAAAGGGGGCACCUAGGCCCUGCGAGAAUGGCCGCUCUUCCUGCUCGGACACCUCACCCCCCUCACCACGAAAUACUGAGCUGGUGGAGCUGGAGAGCCGCAUUGAGGAGAUCCGCGGGCAGUUACGGGCCGCACUGGCGCGGAAAUCAGAGCUGCAGUUCUGCUUGGCGAGGGAGAAAGAUUGCCCAUCGCCAGCCCCGCUCCCUCCACAACCCACCACCACAGAGGAAGAAAAAGCAGCUAAAGAGAGCAAUGCAGACAGGUGAUUGUGCACCAGGGCAGCUAUUUUUAUAUAUGGGUUAAAAAAGUAUAAUUUACAAGUGCAAUUUAAAGGAUACAAACCUGGACUGGAAGGGCAUAGGUAGUUCGUUCCCCCCUCCCCUCCCCUGGGUUCAUCUGGGCAAUGACAGGAAGAAUGGUAAGUCAGGAUUUUCUCAUUAUUUUUUAAACCUUGCAGAUUUCAUUGACAGUGCAUCUUCAGCUCCCGGAGCUGAAUCAAGAUUUACAGUACUGCAUUAAGGGUGUACAGGAUAAAGACAUCAGUCUGUAUCGAACUUGGAUUGCUCACAAGUACCAAAAUCCUUUUCUUCAGGAAGCCUUUGUUCCCUGUUUAUUGUCCCUGCUUUGAGGCUCCAAGAUUGCAUUAAUAAUUGCAUUAAUAAUAAUGUUAUUUUGUAGCUUUGCAGAUGACAUUUGAACUUUUUGAAUGCUACAAUCCAAGAUCCCAGUUCUGAUUUAUCACGACUCACAAAAAAUGUCUUGUGAUGGAUCUUUACUAGCGUUCCCAAAAACCACUCGGUGAGUUUUUUUAAAAUUUUUAUUUUUAUUUUUUUUUAUGAAUGUUGGAAUUGCGCUGCUCAUUUUUAAAGACAAUUUCUCUUGUAAGGAUGGAUUUUCUGCCCACGUGUUACUAGUUUAUUUCAGAAUGGGGAAUACUGAGACUCUUCUCCAAGUAAGGACAGCUAAGGAUAGCCUUCAGCCACAGUGGGACCCUAUGGUGUUUGCCAGAAAGAUUUUCCAAGCUACAACAUUCUGAAAUGUAAAGUAAUAAAUUCUAACUUCAUUAAGCGUCUUUUUUUUUUUUUUUUUGUACAGUAUUCCUAGAUUUAGAGAAUAGUUUAGGUUAUUUUUGUAACUUGAUUUACUCAGACAAAUUCAUUUUUUGAGACAUUAAUGUGCCAAAAAGGGCCUUAAUACUUUUUCCAUUUUUAAAAAACAAGUUUUAUUUGGAUUUAUUCCAUGUAAGUAGA
This is a messenger RNA of Polyodon spathula (Mississippi paddlefish), 4233 nucleotides long. RefSeq names its product glutamate receptor, ionotropic, N-methyl-D-aspartate 3Bb (gene grin3bb). Gene Ontology annotation, cellular component: postsynaptic membrane; plasma membrane. The transcript has 9 exons. Gene Ontology annotation, biological process: ionotropic glutamate receptor signaling pathway; synaptic transmission, glutamatergic; modulation of chemical synaptic transmission. The record is from RefSeq and is a predicted model, not a curated record. Lineage: Eukaryota; Metazoa; Chordata; Actinopteri; Acipenseriformes; Polyodontidae. Gene Ontology annotation, molecular function: transmitter-gated monoatomic ion channel activity involved in regulation of postsynaptic membrane potential; NMDA glutamate receptor activity. Bases 1 to 3249 code for a protein of 1082 amino acids.